Molecule: messenger RNA, 1099 nt
Organism: Lathyrus oleraceus (garden pea)
Lineage: Eukaryota; Viridiplantae; Streptophyta; Magnoliopsida; Fabales; Fabaceae
Product: peptidyl-prolyl cis-trans isomerase FKBP16-4, chloroplastic
Exons: 10
Coding region: 133-828 (231 amino acids)
Cellular component (GO): chloroplast thylakoid lumen
Molecular function (GO): peptidyl-prolyl cis-trans isomerase activity
Source: RefSeq, a predicted model, not a curated record
CAAAGAAUAAAAAUUGUGGAUAGAAUUAACUACAUUAUCCUCUCUCUAUAUUUUCUUUCUCUUUUUCCUCUCAAACCAAACUAAAAAGAAAACAUAAAACACUUAUAGAAUAACAAAGAACAAACCAAGAUCAUGGAACUCUCUCUUCUCACCCAUCAGCACAAUCCUUUACUCGCCUCCAAUCUCUUCACAAGAACACACAAAAAAUUGUACAACAAAAAUUCAAGUAGGUUAUUACCAUGUAGCUGUUCACAUUCUUCUUCCAAUAAUGCUUCUGUAGAACCAGUUAAUGUGUCUUCACAAAUUGAAGGAAGAAGAGCAUUACUCACUUGUCUCCUCACAACAUUUGCUGGAGUCUAUGCAUGUGAUGUGGCUGAAGCUGUUAGCACUAGUAGAAGAGCGCUAAGAGGGGCCAAAAUUCCUGAAAGUGAUUUCAAAACCUUGCCGAAUGGUUUGAAAUACUAUGAUUUGAAGGUUGGAAAUGGAGCUGAAGCUGUGAAAGGAUCGCGUGUUGCAAUUCACUAUGUUGCUAAAUGGAGGGGAAUCACAUUUAUGACUAGUAGACAAGGAAUGGGCGUUGGAGGAGGAACGCCCUAUGGAUUUGACGUAGGCGAAUCUGAGAGAGGAAAUGUCCUAAAAGGUUUGGAUUUAGGAGUAGAAGGCAUGCGAGUUGGAGGUCAGCGACUGUUAAUUGUUCCACCUGAACUUGCCUAUGGAAGCAAGGGAGUUCAAGAAAUCCCUCCAAAUGCAAUAAUAGAGGUGGAUGUGGAACUGCUUGCCAUUAAACAGAGCCCAUUUGGGACUGCUGUAAAGAUUGUUGAAGGCUAAUGCAGUGGUUUAAUAUUCAGAGUGCUUUGCUAUGUUAGCAAAAACUGGGAGAAGAUAAUAUCUGUCCUGGUAGGAGACGUACCAGAUGGCUCUUAGUCUUUGAUGUGAAUGAACAUAGAAUUUUACAUGUUUCUGGACUAGCAUUAAAGAAACAUUGAAAAGGCUGAAACAUUGCUAAAGAAAACUUGAUUAGUUGUAUUCAAUUCAAUAUUUCAAUACAAAAGUUCAUGAAUCGAUACCACAUAAAUAUAAACAAUAAUAGUUGUUUUCA